CCAAACUCAAAAGCUUUGCCAUCUCUUUUCUCCACAACCUUCCUCCUUGAGCUUUUGUCACACAAAAUAAGAAGAAAAUGGAGUUUCAAAACCCCAACAACAAAUCAAACUCAACCUUAGAAAGUACCCCAAAUGGUCAAACUUUAGAUUCCCAUGAAUACUAUGAUGACAGCACUUGCUCCACACCCUAUGUAAGUGCUCCUUCAAGCCCUGGUCGGGCGCCUGGUCCGGGUCCCGGCUCCAUCAAUGGCUAUGGUUGUGGUGGGUUCUAUUACAGUGCACCAUCCAGUCCUAUGCAUUUCUCCAUCACCUCGGUUGCUUCAAAGGUAUCAUCAACUCAACCAUCUUCUCCUGAUAACAACAACUCAGUGGCACUCGGUUUUGAGUUCGAGUUCUCUGCGAGAUACGGGUCUUCUUCAUCACGGUCGGGUCAAACAGGAUCCAUGAGCUCGGCUGAUGAGCUUUUCUUGAAUGGGAAGAUCAGACCUAUGAAGCUGUCCACUCAUUUGGAAAGGCCACAAGCCUUGGCUCCUUUGAUGGAUAUUCAACAUGAAGAAGAAGAAGAAGAAGAAGAUGAUGAUAAUAAAGAAAGAGGUAGAGAUCUGAGGUUGAGGGUUAAGUCGUUAAGUUUAAGGAGAAGGACAAGAUCCAUGUCCCCUUUGAGAAACAAUAAUGCCACUUUUGGUCUCACCAUUGAUGACCAAACUCAAAGCUUGGAGUACAAGAAAGCCGACAUCAACGAAACAAGUGCUGCUUCUUCAAGGUCUUCUUCAGCAGGAAGAAGCUCAAAGAGAUGGAUUUUUCUCAAAGAUUUCUUGAGGAGCAAGAGUGAAGGAACUGGAAGAAGCAACAACAAGUUCUGGUCAACCAUUUCAUUCUCUCAAGCAACAAAAGAAAAGAAACCAGCAGAGAAUCAAAGAAGCAAUAAGAUCAACAAUAAGCCUGUCAAUGGGGUAAUGAAAAGGAGGGUGGUUCCACCAUCUCCACAUGAGCUGCAUUACACUGCAAAUAGAGCACAAGCCGAAGAAAUGAGGAAGAAGACCUUUUUGCCUUACAGGCAAGGCCUACUUGGGUGCUUGGGGUUCAGUUCAAAAGGCUAUGGCGCCAUGAAUGGCUUCUGUAGAGCUUUGAACCCUGUUUCCUCAAGGUAAAUAUUAGAGGUACCAUAUGUAUAGAAGACUAUUCAUAAGUUUAUUUUUACAGUUAGAUUCUAUAAUGUUAUGAACUUGUUGAACCAAAUGGGUAUGUUGUGCCGGUGUUGAGAAAUCAAUGAGAACAGUAUACUUAGCCAUUAUUGAUGUAUUUAUAAGAUUUUAAAAGG
This is a messenger RNA of Hibiscus syriacus, 1321 nucleotides long. RefSeq lists its product as uncharacterized. Bases 78 to 1151 code for a protein of 357 amino acids. Lineage: Eukaryota; Viridiplantae; Streptophyta; Magnoliopsida; Malvales; Malvaceae. The transcript has a single exon. The record is from RefSeq and is a predicted model, not a curated record.